Molecule: messenger RNA, 6287 nt
Organism: Sus scrofa (pig)
Lineage: Eukaryota; Metazoa; Chordata; Mammalia; Artiodactyla; Suidae
Source: RefSeq, a predicted model, not a curated record
CUACACACCUGCCCCAGUCCCAUCAGCCUUUCUCUCAUCCCCUUCAACCUGGACCAGGCAGAGAAGGGCAACUCCUGACAAGCACUGCACUAACCAUCACUGCAACAGCUAGCUUGGUGCCUCAGUUCCCCAUCUGGAAAAUGGGGAGCCAUCGCCAUGGGUGGGGUGCUUUGGGGUAUCAAAGGGAGAAGCAGAGCACAAGUCACACUGCUUUUUAUACAUUUUGUACAAGGAUCACUUUGGAACCAAGCACCCUUCCUGCCGCUGGUUUUAAUGAAGGGCACUACCACAUCGCAAGCCACACCACUUCAGGAUGAGAAUUUUCUAAUAAACAUUUUCUGAUACUAAAACUGCUUCCUUUCGUAUUGCCCAAAGGUCUGCCCCAAGCUGAGAGAAGAGAAGGCUGGACAAGCCUGUGUCUUGGAAAUCCAAGUUGCUAUGUCCCCUCUUUGCAAGGAGAUGGGGCAGGGAGAGCGAGUUCUAGCCCCCAAAGAAAGGACUCACAGCAAUCAACACGCUGCUCCAUCGUUCUCAUGAGGCCUGCCGGCCCUUUAAAGGGAACUAGACUCUUAAACCCCAGGUGUUUCUCAGCAUGGCAGGGGCUCCCAUCGGUUCCCACUGGUUCCUGCAGCAGAGAGCGCCAGGCCUCGCCAGCCCCCGGCCGCCCUCUACCACCAGCGGUAGUGGGCCAGCGCGCGGUUGGCCUCGGCCAUCUUGUGCAUGUCAUGCUUCCUCUUGAUCACAGGGCCCUGGUUGUGAAAAGCCUCCAGCAGCUCCUGCGACAGCUUCUCCGGCAUCAGCACCCGCCGAUGCUUCUUCUCCCUGCACUCAGCGAUCAUCCACUUCAUGGCCAGGAAGCGGCGACGCCGAUCAGCUAGCGGCACAGGGACCUGGGAAGGCGGGCCGUGGGCAGCUUCCAGUGUCUGCAAUGAGAGACGACGGAAGAGGCUGCCCCGGGCUCCCUAAAGGGUCUUCCCAGCUGAGCUAGGAUCUUGCCCUUUACUCCCGUCACACUGUUGUUCUCUAACUGUGCAGCUCCUCCCUCCGCACUGCUGAAACCAGGAUCUUCAGUGUCUCCCUCUUCCCUGGACCAGGAAAGAAAGAGUGGGCUAAGAUUUGGGAUAUGGGGAUGAGGAAUGGUAGCUGUUGACUCCUGCAGGACUUCAUUAAAGCCCCACUCCCACACAUGCAUACAGGGAAGUUAAUUUCAACGACAGCUACAGAAUCCGUUUUUUUUUCAUGCUAAAACGAAAGAGCCAAGUACAAAGCUACGGGGAAAAGCAGAGGGACUGUUUACCUGUGUCAUGAGGGAUCUGGCCAGUACUUUGUUUCCUCCUUUCAUCAUCAUGUUGGUGAAUUUACUUCAAGGAGAAAAGCAACAUGUUUAGCCUCUCAAGGCCGUGUCAGGGAAUCCUUACUAUAGACCCUCCCUGGUAAAGUCCCGGUCCUUGGAAAAAAACUUUGUUUCCUUCUAACCUGAUCACCGGGUCUUCAAACACAGAACUUGUUUUGGUCGCGGGGGCGGCUUUGAUAAGUUGCGUCUUCUUGAAAUCCCGCUCAUACUUCUCCUCCUCCGUCUGCUCCGCCAACGGCUUGCGGUAAUAUUCCUUGUCAAUCUGGGGAUCCUUGUAUUCAGGACCAUAGCGGCUCCACCUCACCUGGGUUAGCCUGGAGGCGGGGAAGAGGAAGAGGAGGGCAAAAGCUGACUCCACAAGUGAAAUAGCUUGACUUAACAAUAGGCAAGGGUGCCAAUCCGCCGACGAGUGAGAGCGGCGCGGAGACCGCUAGCCAAAGGUGAACCCCGAUAAUUCUGGUUCCCGUCCCAAGCAGGAGGAGAACUUUCCCCCAAACAGGCCAGGAAGUGCCAACGGUAAGGACGGGCCUGAAACUCGGGAUAGGCGCCCCGCCUAUGCAUCUCUCCCCCUCCCUUCCAACAAAGAAAAUCCCAGCUCUGCGUUCUUUAACAGGAUCGCACUUUCGGCGCUAAGUUAGAACCCCUCGAGCGGGCGGGAAGUCACUAUGUCUUCAGACUGACCCAAAAUCACCCUGCUGGUUAAAGAGCCAUGGAGCCGGACAUCCCAGCCCCCUGGUUCCCGCGCGGCCUGUCUACGGCCCCUCUUCCUUUCCAGCAGGUCUCUCCGUGAAGACCCAAACGGCCUCCCAGCUACAGGCUGCCCUCUCACCCUGGAAACCGGAGGACGGCAAUCCGCACGCCCAAGGCCGAGCACGACCACCCUCGCGCAGCCUUCACCGCGGGGGCAGCCAUCUUGGCUGGCCACGAGGACCCCACAGAGACUGCCCUCGGUGCGCCUGAGCUGGUGACAGAAGUCCGGGAAAGGCUGCACAGGCUCCUAAACCUGGGCUUCACCCUAUGGGGGCCUUAAGAGUCUCUCACACCGGGGUCUAAGGUGAAGAGUCAAAAGGAAACAUUCGCGCUCCCAUUAUUCGCCGCAGCCUGGCGCAACCCUCGGUGGCGGCGCUCUCUCUUCUCAGGGCCCUAUGCAGGCCCCGCCCCAGCUCAGCUCUUGCAGGUUCUCGCGAGGUUUGAGGCCGCGGGGCCGGCCCGGGCGGCUGCAAUAUGGCGGAGGCGGAAGGGGAGAGCCUGGAGUCCUGGCUGAAUAAAGCCACCAAUCCUUCCAACCGCCAGGAGGACUGGGAGUACAUAAUUGGCUUUUGUGAUCAAAUCAACAAAGAGCUUGAAGGGCCACAGAUCGCCGUCCGACUGCUGGCGCAUAAGAUCCAGUCUCCGCAGGAAUGGGAGGCGGUCCAGGCCCUGACGGUGCUGGAGGCCUGCAUGAAGAACUGCGGCAGGAGAUUCCAUAAUGAAGUGGGCAAGUUCCGGUUUUUGAACGAGUUGAUCAAAGUCGUCUCUCCAAAGUACCUGGGGGACCGGGUGUCUGAGAAGGUGAAGACCAAGGUCAUUGAGCUGCUCUACAGCUGGACGUUGGCCCUGGCAGAGGAAUCAAAGAUCAAGGAUGCCUACCACAUGCUGAAGAGACAGGGCAUCGUGCAGUCUGACCCGCUGCUCCCUGUGGACAGGACGCUGAUCCCCUCUCCCCCGCCUCGUCCUAAAAACCCGGUUUUUGACGAUGAGGAGAAAUCCAAGCUUUUAGCCAAGUUGUUGAAGAGCAAGAACCCAGACGACCUGCAGGAGGCCAACAAGCUCAUCAAGUCCAUGGUGAAGGAGGAUGAGGCGCGGAUCCAGAAAGUGACCAAGCGCCUGCACACUUUGGAGGAGGUCAGCAACAACGUCAAGCUGCUCAGCGAGAUGCUGCUUCAUUACAGCCAAGAGGAUUCCUCAGAGGCAGAUAAAGAGCUCAUGAAGGAGCUGUUUGACCGGUGUGAGAACAAAAGGCGGGCGUUGUUCAAACUCGCCAGUGAGACGGAGGACAACGACAAUACUUUGGGGGACAUCCUGCAGGCCAGUGACAACCUUUCCCGGGUCAUCAACUCUUAUAAAACAGUCGUCGAAGGGCAAGUCAUCAACGGUGAGGUGGCCACCUCAGCCCUUCCUGAUUCUGAAGGAAACAACCCUUCCACUCACCAGGCCACGCUCAUCGACCUCGCCGAGUCGGAUGCCCCAAGCAGCUCGUCCCCGGCCCCCCUCGCCCCCACCAGCAUCCCUACCCUCCCGCCACCCCCCCAGGCCUCAGCACCUGGGCGCAGCCACUUGUCCAGCCAGGCUGAGGUCCCCCCGGGGCCCAACAGCACGAGCCCGGCCCUCUGCCUGUUGGAUGAGGAGCUGCUCUGCUUAGGCCUCACGGACCCUGCCCCGACUGCUCCUCCCAGGGAGUCUGCGGGAAGCAGCCAGUGGCCCCUGUUCCAGAACCAACAGUCGGACCUGGACUUCUUCAGCUCCAAACCUGGGCUGGGUGCCCGCAGCCCCUCAGACGGGCCUCUCCUCCAGCCCUCAGCAGCCCCCACAGGCAACUCCCAGGCUCCUGGGGCCGCAGCCAGCGUUCCUGCUUCCAGUGCAGGCCCCUUCUUGUUCUCUGCUGGACUGGCCCCAACUGCAGCCCCCAAAGCCGAGCCCACAGCCCCCGGGCACCAGGGUUCAGCUUUGGGCAACAGCACCCUGCACCAGCUUGAUGCCCUGGAUCAGCUUCUAGAAGAGGCCAAAAUGACCUCGGGCCUGGUGAAGCCUGGCUCCUCCAGCUUCUUCCCCGGGGCGGCCGCCUCCCCUCUGCUCCCCGCCAGCACCUCAGCUAGGCCUCUCCUCCCCUUCUCCACGGGGCCCGGCAGCCCUCUCUUCCAGCCACCUGCCUUCCAGCCCCAGGGCAGCCCCAUGGAGGGGCCUGAGCUGUCCCUGGCCAGUGUCCACGUCCCCCUGGAAUCUAUCAAGCCUAGCAGUGCCCUUCCUGUGACGGCCUACGAUAAAAAUGGCUUCCGCAUCCUCUUCCAUUUUGCCAAGGAGUGUCCCCCAGGACGGCCUGAUGUGCUGGUGGUGGUCGUGUCCAUGCUGAAUACGGCUCCCUUGCCUAUCAAGAGCAUCGUGCUGCAGGCCGCAGUGCCCAAGUCGAUGAAAGUGAAGCUGCAGCCACCCUCUGGGACAGAACUCUCUCCAUUCAGCCCCAUCCAGCCACCUGCAGCCAUCACCCAGGUCAUGCUGCUGGCCAAUCCACUGAAGGAGAAGGCGAGGCUUCGCUACAGGCUGACCUUCACCUUGGGGGAGCAGCUGAGCACGGAGGUGGGCGAGGUGGACCAGUUCCCUCCUGUGGAGCAGUGGGGGAAUCUCUGAUCCCAGGACACUGUCACCUGCACUUUGGAGCCCAGGCAGGCUGCCCUGGGACAGGAAGCUCUUCAGGUCCAGUCUUUCUCCAUGUCCUGACGGCACUGCUUUAGAGCUUUGAUAGGGGACAGGGCCCUGGGCAUUGCUGCCAGAGGCCAAGCUGCUGCUGCGAUGAUCUCUCCUCCUUUGGCCCCUUAAAAGGACCUUUUUUAUCUACCUGUGUGACUUGAAGUGGCCACGUACGUCAGGGGUGGGGCGUGGCCAGACGCUGCACUAUCUCCCGGGAACAUGGACCCAAGGCCAGAGUAGGUUCUUCCCCCGUUGCUGGCAGCCCGUGGUGCCCCAAGAGGGGAGAGCCCACAGACAGACUCAGGGCCUUCCCUCAAGGACCAUGUCCCCACGGCACCCCCACCGCCCCCCAGGGUCUCAGCCCCAUUGCUACUCCGUGCUUCUCCUGCAGGCUCCCCCUCUCACCUCGAGGGAGGUGGGCAAAGCCCGGGGGUCCUGAACUGCCCCAAGUCGGGAGCCGGCGUAUCACACUGGCCCUGGCUUCUGUGGGCAGCAGCGCUCUGGAAUGGCCACUGCAUGAGCUGUGUGCUCGUCCCUGGAAGUGGCAGGCUGUGUCCUGUGGACAUCUCAGUAGAGACAGAACUUGGCCUCAUGGCAGCCUGAAUUAUGCUAGGAAAGAAGGAAGAGAGCCAGUGUUCCCCUUCUCCGGCAGCAGGCACUUCCUGGGAAAGCCUGCCUCCUGCCGUGGCAACAGGCCGGCCUCCUCACUCACUACCUCUCGCUUGGCAUGAAGUAACCUGCUCUCCUGCCCGUCAGGCCUCCGGGAGGCAGGACUGCUCCCACCGCCCUGUGUCCUCCUGCUUCAGCCUCCCCUUCCUCCGACCAGAUGGCCUGCGGUGCAGCAUUCAGGUGGGAACAGGAGGCUUCAGGGUCAGGCACAUUGCACUAGAUUUAUGUCCUUACCUGCUGCCCAGAAAUCCCAACUGCUCAGGGGCACUGUCGGCGAGAUGUUGGGUCUGGAGGUGGUGAGAUUACAGACCUGCUCAAAUCGAAUCACCAGACCCUAUUGCUUCAACAGUGCUCAGCCCCAUCUACUAGAUGCACCUGGACCAGGACUCUAGGACAGAGCGCACAGCUCACCUGAGCUCAGCGGGAUGGGCUCAGAGCCAUCGCCAGGGAAAGGUGGCACAAACCGUGUUCCCUGACCCUCCCUGCUCCCGCCAGGCUUUCUUCCUCUGUCAGGAGGUCAUCACUCUUCCCGCUCCGCAAGCAGGUUUCACUGCUCCAGUCAAGUGAACCAACUUCACUACUUGAGGAAUACAUCCAAGAGCUUUCCAGAGGGGCUGCUGCAGCCUCGGGAAGGUCUGUGGGACUGCUGUAUGGAAAUGUCCCUUUACAAUAAGCUUUAGACUUUACAGUUACUUAGGGGUGUUACUCAUUACCACUGAGGUCACUGCCUGGUGACAGCAGCUGUGCUGGAUGCAUCACCGGCUGCCCUUGUUUUGCUGCAUGUUAAAUAAAACCAUCUGCACCCUACUGGGAAUCCUUC